CCCCGAGCGGCCGCCGCGCAGGUCGGGUCCGCGCCGCAGCGGCCGGAGAUGCAGCCCGGCGCCGCGCUGUGCCUGCGCCUGGGGCUCUGCCUCGGACUCCUGGACGGCCUGGCGAGCGGCUACUCCAUGACCCCCCCGACCCUGAACGUCACGGAGGAGGCGCACGUCAUCAACGCCAGUGACAGCCUGUCCCUCUCCUGCAGGGGCCAGCACCCCCUCGAGUGGGCCUGGCCAGGGGCUCAGGAGGCGCCGGCCAGUGGGGAGAAGGACGGCGAGGACACGGGGGCCGUGCGGGACUGCCCUGGCUCGGACGCCAGGCCCUACUGCAAGGAGCUGCUGCUGAGCGAGGCCCGGGCCAACGACACCGGCCGCUACCACUGCUACUACAAGUACAUCAAGGCGCGCAUCGAGGGCACCACCGCGGCCAGCACCUACGUGUUUGUGAGAGACUUGGAGCAGCCGUUCAUCAACCCGCCCGGCACGCUCCUGGUCAGCCGGAAGGACUACAUGUGGGUGCCCUGCCUGGUGUCCACACCCGGCCUCAACGUGACGCUGCGCUCGCAAAGCACGACCCUGCAGCCGGACGGGGACGAGGUGGUGUGGGACGAUCAGCAGGGCAUGCGGGUGCCCGUGCCGCUGCUGCGGGAGGCCCUGUACCUGCAGUGCGAGACCUCCGUGGGCGGCCAGACCUUCCUCUCCAACCCCUUCCUCGUGCACAUCACAGGCAACGAGCUCUACGACAUCCAGCUGUUCCCCAAGAAGUCGCUGGAGCUGCUGGUGGGGGAGAAGCUGGUCCUGAACUGCACCGUGUGGGCCGAGUUCAACUCGGGCGUUACCUUCGCCUGGGACUACCCGGGGAAGCAGGCGGAGCGGGGCAGGUGGGUGCCCGAGCGGCGCUCCCAGCAGACGCACACCGAGCUCUCCAGCGUCCUGACCAUCGUCAACGUCAGCCAGCACGACCUGGGCCCGUACGUGUGUGAGGCCAGCAACGGCGUGCAGCGGUUCCGGGACAGCACCGAAGUCAUCGUGCAUGAGAAGCCCUUCAUCAGCGUGGACUGGCUCAAGGGCCCCAUCCUGGAGGCCACGGCGGGAGACGAGCUGGUGAAGCUGCCCGUGAAGCUGGCCGCGUACCCGCCGCCGGAGUUCCAAUGGUUCAAGGAUGGAAAGCCGGUGUCCGGGCGCCACAGCCCCCACGCCCUGGCGGUCAAGGAGGUGACGGAGGCCAGUGCGGGCGUCUACACCCUGGUCCUGUGGAACUCAGCCGCUGGCCUGAGGCGCAACAUCAGCCUGGAGCUGGUGGUGAACGUGCCCCCCCACAUCCACGAGAAGGAGGCCUCCUCCCCCAGCAUCUACUCCCGCCACAGUCGCCAGACCCUCACCUGCACGAGCUACGGGGUGCCCCCGCCCCUCGGUGUCCAGUGGUUCUGGAGGCCCUGGACACCCUGCAAGACGUUCGCCCAGCGCAGCCUCAGCAGGCGGCAGCAGCGGGACCGCAUGCCCCAGUGCGGGGACUGGAGGGAGGUGACCACGCAGGACGCCGUGAACCCCAUCGAGAGCCUGGAGACCUCGGCGGAGUCUGUGGACGGCAGGAACAAGACGGUGAGCAGACUGGUGAUCCCGGAUGCCAACGUGUCCGCCAUGUACAAGUGUGUGGUCUUCAACAAGGUGGGCCGGGACGAGCGGCUCAUCUACUUCUACGUGGCCACCAUCCCCGACGGCUUCAGCAUCGAAUCGGAGCCAUCCGAGGAUCCCCUGGAGGGCCAGGCCGUGCGCCUGAGCUGCCGGGCGGACAACUACACCUACGAGCACCUGCGCUGGUACCGCCUCAACCUGUCCACGCUGCACGACGCGCACGGGAAUCCGCUGCUGCUCGACUGCAAGAACGUGCACUUGUUCGCCACGCCGCUGGCAGCCAGCCUGGAGGAGGCGGCGCCCGGGGCGCGCCACGCCACGCUCAGCCUGAGCAUCCCCCGCGUGGCGCCCGAGCACGAGGGCGACUACGUGUGCGAAGUGCAGGACCGGAGAAGCCACGACAAGCACUGCCACAAGAAGUACCUGUCCGUGCAGGCCCUGGAAGCCCCGCGGCUCACGCAGAACCUGACCGACCUCCUGGUGAACGUGAGCGACUCCCUGGAGAUGCGGUGCCGGGUGGCGGGCGCCCACGUGCCCAGCAUCGUGUGGUACAAGGACGAGAGGCCUCUGGAGGAGGAGUCUGGGAUCGACCUGGCGGACUCGAACCAGAAGCUGAGCAUCCAGCGCGUGCGCGAGGAGGACGCGGGCCGCUACCUGUGCAGCGUGUGCAACGCCAAGGGCUGCGUCAACUCCUCCGCCAGCGUCGCCGUGGAAGGCGCGGAGGACAAAGGCAGCAUGGAGGUCGUAAUCCUGGUGGGCACCGGGGUUAUCGCCGUCUUCUUCUGGGUCCUUCUCCUCCUCAUCUUCUGUAACAUGAGGAGGCCAGCCCACGCCGACAUCAAGACCGGCUACCUGUCCAUCAUCAUGGACCCCGGGGAGGUGCCCCUGGAGGAGCAGUGCGAGCACCUGUCCUACGAUGCCAGCCAGUGGGAGUUCCCCCGCGAGCGGCUGCACCUCGGGAGAGUCCUGGGCCACGGGGCCUUCGGGAAGGUGGUGGAAGCCUCGGCUUUUGGCAUCAGCAAGGGCAGCAGCUGUGACACCGUGGCCGUGAAAAUGCUGAAAGAGGGCGCCACGGCCAGCGAGCACCGCGCCCUGAUGUCGGAGCUCAAGAUCCUCAUCCACAUCGGUAACCACCUGAACGUGGUCAAUCUCCUGGGCGCCUGCACCAAGCCCAACGGCCCCCUCAUGGUGAUCGUGGAGUUCUGCAAAUACGGCAACCUCUCCAACUUCCUGCGCGCCAAGCGGGACGCGUUCAACCCCUACGCGGAGAAGUCCCCCGAGCAGCGCCGGCGCUGGUGCGCCAUGGUGGAGAGCGCCAAAGCUGACCAGCGGAGCCGGCGGGGAAACAGUGACAGGGCGCUCCUCUCUCGGCUCCGGAUGGGCAAGGGCGUGGUGGGGCGGACCCCUCCACUCCCGGAGGCCGAGGACCUGUGGCUGAGCCCGCUGACCAUGGACGACCUGGUCUGCUACAGCUUCCAGGUGGCCCGAGGGAUGGAGUUCCUGGCCUCCCGCAAGUGCAUCCACAGAGACUUGGCUGCUCGCAACAUCUUGCUGUCAGAAAAUGACGUGGUGAAGAUCUGCGACUUUGGCCUUGCCCGGGACAUCUACAAAGACCCUGACUACGUCCGCAAGGGCAGCGCCCGGCUGCCCCUGAAGUGGAUGGCACCCGAGAGCAUCUUCGACAAGGUGUACACCACGCAGAGCGACGUGUGGUCCUUCGGGGUGCUGCUCUGGGAGAUCUUCUCCCUGGGGGCUUCCCCGUACCCCGGGGUGCAGAUCAACGAGGAGUUCUGCCAGCGGCUCAAAGACGGCACCCGGAUGAGGGCCCCGGAGCUGGCCACGCCUGCCAUAUGCCACAUCAUGCUGAGCUGCUGGUCCGGAGACCCCAAGGCCAGGCCUGCGUUCUCGGAGCUGGUGGAGGUCCUGGGGGACCUGCUCCAGGGCGGGGGCCUGCAGGACGAGGAGGACCGCCUGGCCCCAGGUGGCUCGCAGAGCUCGGAGGAGGAGGGCAGCUUCCUGCAGGCGUCCACCAUGGCCCUGCACGUCGCCGCAGCUGAGGGCAGCGCAUCCAGUCCUCAGCGCCACAGCCUGGCGGCCAGGUCAGCCCCUCCCCGGGGCCCAGGAUACUACAAUUGUGUGUCCUUCCCUGGGUGCCUGGCCAGGGGUGUGCAGGCCCAGGGCUCCUCCAGGAUGACCACGUUUGAAGAAUUUCCCAUGACCCCAACGACCUACAAAGCCUUGGGGGACAACCAGACGGACAGUGGGAUGGUACUGGCCUCGGAGGAGCUGGAACGGAUAGAGAACAGACAUCGGCAGGAAGACGGGUUCAGCUGUAAAGGGCCCGGGAGGAACGCGGAUAUGGCCAGGGCGCACCCCGAUCCCCACGGAAUGCGGCGGAGGUCCGACCGGGGCCCCCCAGGAGGGCAGGUGUUCUACAACAGCGAGUAUGGCGAGCUGUCCGGGCCGUGCAGGGCAAGCGACCGUGCCCCCUCUGCCUGCACAGCCUUCUUUGCAGACGACGGCUUCUAGGGCGGCAGCGGACGAGGCCCCCACCCCUUGCUGAGCCAGGCUGGGAACUGGGGGCUCAGCCCCUGUAGCUCAGCCCCUGGAGGUGUUUCCCCUUCCCUCCCGACAGCCCCAGCUGGGGAGAGCAAAGCUCCAGCCCCGGGGCCCCUGAACGCCACGGCCAAGCCCAGGGCCAGCCUCGGGCCGUUGUUCCCGUCCCCCCCUCAGGCCCAGAUUCCUCCUUGCUCAGCAUCCACAGGAUCGAUGCUCCUGGGGAGGAGUCUCUGCGGUCCCCUCCUCCCAUCACAGUGGGGGUGGCUCAGCCCCCAUUUUCUGAUGAGGAUUAUGUGGGUCUGUGGGGCCCACGGUGGUUGCAGUAGAGCCAGACUGGAGCAGUGGUCUCAGCUCCACACCCCAAAUGCUGCCUUCCCUUCCCGGCAUUGCCCCUCAAAGGCUGAAGCGUGGGUGUCACAUUUCCCGUCUCCGAGCAGUAGCUGAGGAAUCCGGGGCUCCUCUCCUGAGCUAAACAGCUGACCGUCUCGGGGUCGGCCGUCUCUCCCGCGAGGAACCGAUUUAAAGGAGGAAAAGGGCGUGUCAUUUAUCCUGAGUGUGCACUAGGACUGUUCAACCAGGACAGGGUUUUUUUUUCCAUUAGAAGUUCGGAGACUAUUUUUGUUGCUGUGAAGAUUUGAGUUUUCGAAACGUUGAUGCGAAGGAAGCCGGGGAAGGCCCUGCGUCCAGAGAGGCCUCGCCUCCGACCUCGGUCGGGGCCAUUGGAGCAGACGCGGCGGUCGCCGUCUCCCUUGAGAAGGCCCCUGGCCCCGGCGGGCCCAGCAUCCAGAGGCUCAGCAGAUGGCCCACAGCGGCCCCAUCUCAGACGCCCGGUUCUCUCCUGGGCCCGGACGCGCCGCCGAGUCCUCUCCCGAGCCUACAGGUCCUUACGAAACAAACACUGGGGCCCGCCAGGAAGGGAGAGCCCAGUGCUGCCCUGUGCCCUCGGCGUCGGUGGACGUUCUCGUGGCCUGGGAUGACCCUGGCUUUAGCUUUCACUCGUCUGUGCUGAGGCCGCAGGCCCCGGGGUCAGUGCCCGCAAGGCCGCACCUCGGCCCUCACAGGGAGCGGCCGCCGGACCCUCUGGGAGCCGGAGCCAUUCUGUUCCCCCCUCGCCUCCCACCCCACAUUGCCCGAGCACCCCCGGCCUGGAGCCCACACCCCAGUUACAGCCCCACAACGCCCCCCACACCCGACAGGACGCUUGCGGGACGGGCCGCUGUGCGGCGAGCAGGGCCACGCUCUGCAGACCCUCACUCCAGAGUGUGUUGUUCCCUGGUGACAUGUCAGACGCAUUUACGACUGUAACCCUCACCGUCCUGGGGGCCCCCUCCCCCUCCUCUGCCACCUGACGUGGGCUCGGGCUCGGGCUCGCGGGGGUGUCGGGGCUGCCUGCUCUGCGGGAUGUGGCGCGUGCAGCCGUGUGCAGUGGACACAGGUGCCCACCGUCCAGCCCCUCUUUCCUGGCACGUAACCCGACACAGAUGUACCAGGGAAGGAAACCUUGUAAACAGAUGUUCUCUGAAAAUAUCUAAACUAUAUUUAACAAAAGAUAAUAAUAAAUUUGAUGCCAGUC
Choloepus didactylus (southern two-toed sloth) is the source of this 5764-nucleotide messenger RNA. It is a transcript of the gene FLT4, whose product is annotated as fms related receptor tyrosine kinase 4. NCBI's taxonomy places the organism in Eukaryota, Metazoa, Chordata, Mammalia, Pilosa, Megalonychidae. The record is from RefSeq and is a predicted model, not a curated record. The coding region runs from base 49 to 4161 and encodes 1370 amino acids. Gene Ontology annotation, molecular function: ATP binding; transmembrane receptor protein tyrosine kinase activity. Gene Ontology annotation, biological process: multicellular organism development; positive regulation of kinase activity; cell surface receptor protein tyrosine kinase signaling pathway. Gene Ontology annotation, cellular component: signaling receptor complex. The transcript has 30 exons.